Molecule: messenger RNA, 1809 nt
Organism: Colletotrichum tamarilloi
Lineage: Eukaryota; Fungi; Ascomycota; Sordariomycetes; Glomerellales; Glomerellaceae
Exons: 10
Coding region: 1-1809 (602 amino acids)
Biological process (GO): transmembrane transport
Cellular component (GO): membrane
Source: RefSeq, a predicted model, not a curated record
AUGCGGCCCCCUUCGCCUCCAGACUCAGCCAGAGUCGGAGGAACCCCAACAGAUGGCAGCGUCUCUCCAUUGCCUACGGCGGAGGACCCUGCAAACAGUGCUCUCGUUGAAGGUACUGAAGAAGUUGACGUGCACAUCACGGUGAGGUCAGAGCCGGCCAAGACCAUGAUCACGAUUAAUGGAACUCUCGGUACUGGAUUGUAUGGCAGAACAGGUCAGAUUCUCGAGCUCGGAGGCCCAGUCGCGGUGAUCCUGUCCUUUUUCCUCGUUGGGUCACUAGCAUGGGCAGUCAUGCAAUGCAUCACUGAGCUACUAUGCAUCUGGCCCAUCCCGGGUGCGCUGUCAGUCUAUGUCGCUGAGUUUGUGGACAAUGAACUCGGUAUAGCUGUCGGUGUCGCUUACUGGUUCACAUACUCUGUUGGAUUUGCCGCUCUGAUUGCAUCUUCAGCCUCAUACAUCAACUUUUGGUCAGUCAACAUUAAGGGCUUUCUCGUAGGCGUGGUUUAUGUGACAGUUCCUAUCAUGCUGAAAUACGGUAUGCUGGAAGUCAUCACUGGUGGUAUUAAGAUAACUUUCCUGUUUACAAUCAUCGUUAUAUCGAUUGCCAUUCAUGCGAAAACUGGGAUAUCAUCGGAAGCCAAGAAAGGUUGGGAAACACCUCAAGCUCAUGAUGAACUAGCAGCGAAAGACUGGGGUACAGCCUUGAUGAUGUCAACUUCGAUCGCAGCUUUUGCUUAUGUCGGCGUUGAGAUUGUCGCAGCUUCUGCCCUAGAAGCACAUUGGUCCAAGCCUCGUCGUCAACGCCUGCGAGAAAAAGACAAGCUCCAGCGUAGACCCUCAUACCAUGAACAGGUUCAGAACUCCAUUGCCAACACGCUCAAAUUCACCGCAGUAUGGGUCACUGUGCUAGUCACGGUAGCGUACGUUGUCAGCGGGCUACUAGUCACUCUAGGGUUUGAGCGAGACAACUGCGAGUUAACCAGAUUGAGCUGGGUUCACAACGCAUGCAAAGAUCAAGAUUCAGGUAAAAAUAAAGAGAGAAAGUCUUCGUCUCCAUUCGUCUUGAUGGCUCAAAGGUCAGGCAUCUAUGGACUCGAUCACGCGGUCAAUGCUGCUUUAGUCUUUACAGCCAUCACUUGCGCAAACACCAACCUAUAUGUGGCUUCCAGGACUUUGUUCGGAAUCACGAGCAGCCUUGAUGGUGGAUACGAUCAGCGGAUUGUAGUUAGAUGCUUGGCUUGGCUAGGCCAAACCAACAAGAGCCAAGUUCCGAUGCGAGCUAUGGUCGUCUCUGCACUGGCAUUCUGCUGGGUACCAUUCUUGCAGGAAGGUGGCGGGUUCAACACAGACACCAAAAUUGGCAAGUUCAUCGAAAUAUUGGCUCAGAUGGGAUCCGUUGGCGUUGCCAUCGUCUGGGCUUGUCAAUCAUUCGCCUUUAUUCGAUUUUACCGAUGUAUUCAAAGGCAUCAGAAGGCCAUAGAAGCUCGCAAAAUACCUCUUGUUCAGCGGUGGAACAAAGGGCCAGGAGAUGAUUAUCCAUAUCGCAGUCACGGUCAACCACUCCUAGGCUACAUUGCACUUGCUGGCUGCAUGGUCAUCUUAGGCGUGUCAAACGGGGCUGCCUUGUGGACGAAGUUCCACUGGUUCCCAUUCCUAUCAUCCUAUUUAAUCGUCAUUGUAUUCAUACUCCUCUGGGUCGCACUGAAGUUAUUCAGAAACGCAAGAUGGAAGCUGGCGGAUCUCUCCAGUGAAGACAAGGCUAUCAAAGUCAUUGAAAAUCUACACCAGCUUCGGGCCAGAACUCUUUGA